AUGUCUAGCGAUUCCACCGGACUCUCCCCCAUGGAAGCCAUGAGCCUGUCCGAGCACUCCAUCAACCAAAAGCGCGGAAACCCGCUCGACUCCUUCCUCGAAGGCCCCGUAUUAGUGUCCGACCUGAACUGCCUCUUCGUGACGUUGUGGCAAUAA
Molecule: messenger RNA, 156 nt
Organism: Aspergillus heteromorphus CBS 117.55
Lineage: Eukaryota; Fungi; Ascomycota; Eurotiomycetes; Eurotiales; Aspergillaceae
Exons: 2
Coding region: 1-156 (51 amino acids)
Source: RefSeq, a predicted model, not a curated record